Molecule: messenger RNA, 1850 nt
Organism: Drosophila persimilis
Lineage: Eukaryota; Metazoa; Arthropoda; Insecta; Diptera; Drosophilidae
Product: maltase 1
Exons: 3
Coding region: 22-1791 (589 amino acids)
Biological process (GO): carbohydrate metabolic process
Source: RefSeq, a predicted model, not a curated record
CUGAAGUUACAGCAAUUGAAGAUGGGUUUUGGGAAGAUAAUUGCCCUAGCGGUGAGUGUGGGUCUAGUUGUGUGCUUCGUGCAGGGCGGACCGUCGAAGAAGGAGCAAAAGGCGUUGGAGGAGAAGAACAAUUGGUGGAAGAACGAGGUGUUCUACCAGAUCUAUCCGAGAUCCUUCCAGGACAACGAUGGCGAUGGCAUUGGCGAUCUGCCAGGCGUCACCUCAAGGCUGGAGUAUCUGAAGGAGACGGGCAUCACGGCCAUCUGGAUGAGUCCCAUCUUCGAAUCGCCCAUGGUGGACUUUGGCUAUGACAUUUCCAACUACACGAACAUUCACCCGGAGUACGGAACCCUGGACGACUUCGAUGCACUGAUAGCGAAGGCCAACGAGCUGGGCAUCAAGGUCAUCCUCGACUUUGUGCCCAACCACAGCUCCGACAAGCAUCCCUGGUUCGCCAAGUCGAUCGCCAGGGAGGAUGGCUACGAGGACUUCUACGUCUGGGAGAACGGUACUCUCCUGGAGAACGGCACUCGCGUGCCGCCCAACAACUGGCGAUCUGUCUUCUCCGGCUCUGCCUGGGAGUGGAACGACGAGAGGGAACAGUACUACCUGCGUCAGUUCACCUACGCCCAGCCGGAUCUGAACUACCGCAAUCCGGCCGUGGUCCAGGCCAUGGACGACACUCUGCAGUUUUGGCUGAACAAAGGAGUCGCUGGGUUCCGCAUCGAUGCCAUCAUCUACAUCUACGAGGACAUACAGCAGCGGGACGAGCCCCUGAGCGGCACCACCAGCGAUCCCAAUUCGUACGACUACCUCGAUCACAUCUACACGAAGAACCAAGACGAGGGCUAUGGCCUCCUGCAGCACUGGCGACAGCUCCUCGACAACUACUCGGCCCUAAAUGAGGGUCCUCUGAGGAUUAUGAUGACCGAGGGCUACGCCCCCCUGACGAAGCUGAUGGAUUACUACGAGGAUGCGCAGGGCGUUCAGGGACCACAGUUUCCCUUCAACUUUGACUUCAUAACCGAGCUGAAUGCCAACUCCUUGGCGGCGGACUUUGUCUUCUUCAUCGAGCGAUGGCUGAUCUACAUGCCCCGUGGACACGUGGCCAAUUGGGUGAUGGGCAAUCACGAUAAUCCCCGUGUGGCCUCGCGUUUUGGUGCCCAGUCCGUGGAUGCCAUGAAUAUGCUGAUGAUGACGCUGCCUGGCAUCGGUGUGACCUACAAUGGCGAAGAAUUGGGCAUGAUCGACUACCGUGACAUUAGCUGGGAGGAAACUGUGGACCAACCCGCCUGUGAGGCUGGCAUCGACAACUACAAGUGGAUCUCCCGCGACCCUGAGCGCACGCCCAUGCAGUGGAGCGACGAGGCCAAUGCCGGAUUCUCCAAUGCCAGCGCCACUUGGCUGCCCGUCCAUCCCAACUACAAGGAGCUGAAUCUCCGCAACCAGCAGCAGGCCCAGCGCAGUCACUACAAGGUCUACCAGUCGCUCCUGAAACUGAGACAGCUGUCGGCCCUGAAGAACGGUGCCUUCAUACCUGAGGUGGUGAAUCGCAGGGUGUUUGCUUUCAAGCGUGAGAUCAAGGGCCAAAACACUCUUCUGACCAUCAUCAACGUCAAGAACCAGACGGAGCAGGUGGACAUUAGUGAUUUUAUCGAUUUGCCCAAUCGGCUGCAUGUCCUCGUCGCUGGUGUCGACUCCGAGCAUCGUGCGGGCGAGCGUCUCAGUCCCGAGGCCAUCGCUCUGGCACCCUACGAGGGUCUGGUCAUUCAGCUGAGCAAGCGAAAAUAAUUAACAUACUUGUAUAAUGUUGUUGUAUUUCAUUAAUUAUACGAGUAAUGCAGCUUUUC